AUGAGGCUUUCUCAUGAUUACAGUGGAGACACUAACACAGAAACUCAUGCUGACGGUGAUGCUGACGGUGAUGCUGACGGUGAUGCUGACGGUGAUGCUGACGGUGGUGCUGACACUGGGGAAUACGUAAGCGUCAGGGGCAACAGUUGUGGCAGCUCUCAGGACGUCUCUCUUCUUAGUAAGUCAGAGCCCCAUCAUAUGGGCUCCAUAGCCACUGACUUGAUGGUCCGCCAAAGCUCUUCAAAUAAGAACAUCAGGGAAGCGUUCUGUGCGACCUGCGACAGUCCGCACGGCACGAGGAUGCUAGACGCUCUUGAAGUGUCCUGUGUGGUGUUCUCCUUGCUGCCUGGUGGCGUCCGAGGGCCCGUGGGAUCUCCGUUAGGUAUCCUGAAGAUUGUCGUUUCCCUGAUCAUGGCAAUCAUUCUCGGGAGCGCGUACCUUAUUGUCCAUAUGCGCUACUUUACGACGAGCAGCAAAAUGACGACCUUAAGUUCUACAACAAGAUUUAGUGAGGCAGUUUACGCCUACUGUUUGUCUCUUACGGCCUGGAUCAUUGUCACAUCCUUCUGGACCAAGUCAAAAACCGUGGCCCUUCACCUCGACACCGUCAAGAAACUACAAGUGGGAAGAUUUGAUAAGAAAUCGUAUGCUCUGGGUAUUGUGAUCUUGCUUCCAGUUUUGAUCUGCGGUGUAAAUUUCUCGGAUUUGUAUGUGUUUUUUAUGAUAGACAACACACCUCUGUGGCUGCUUAUUAUAUUUUUAAUAUCACACGUAUGGCUAACAUUCAUCCUGACGCUGCCAAUAUUCUUUUAUGUAAUUCUCGGGAAGUGUAUCAUUGAGGCAUUUACUGAAAACAACACUGCACUUUCCCAGGCUCUUUUGGAAGGGGACCAAGCAUCCAUUAGCGUCAUUAAAAACCAGUAUUUUGCUCUUCGAAAACUGUAUAAUGAGUUAGAAAGCAUCUUAUCUCUACCCAUGUUCUGUGUCAUAGUCUAUUUUCUGUAUUCGCUUAUCAACACAAUCUUCUACGUGGUCGGUACCUUAGAAGUCGGCAGUUUGAACGCCGCCUUCCUAGCCCUUACAGCAGCUCAGUGUUGUUCCCUGACGACCCUGGUGCUCAUAGGGCAUACCGCCGACACCAUCACAAGCAAGGCUGCAGCACCAAUGAUGAUACUGAUGGAGGCGGAACAGAGAAGCGACUGCAGCGUAGAACCGAUUUUCUGGACUCAAAGACACCAUCAGGUGACGACUCCUGCUACAUCCUAG
Homarus americanus (American lobster) is the source of this 1266-nucleotide messenger RNA. RefSeq lists its product as uncharacterized. The transcript is spliced from 5 exons. Bases 1 to 1266 code for a protein of 421 amino acids. Lineage: Eukaryota; Metazoa; Arthropoda; Malacostraca; Decapoda; Nephropidae. The record is from RefSeq and is a predicted model, not a curated record.